UGUUCAGUCCAUGGGAAAAUGCUCGUAUCACCCUUGUAAGGGCAUUGGAAUCAUGAUCGAUAAUCAUGAAUGGUUAAGAUGAUUCUUUAGUAGCAUCAUAUAAAUAUGUCACCCUUAAAACAUGAUGUCGGCCUACUGAGGUGGUCAUACAUUAUUUUUAUUCUCGUUGCAAUGUACGAGCAGUUACCUCUAAAACAUGUCGAAAAUAAUUGUUCACAGGCGAGGCGAUCCCUAGCUGGCUUGCAUGCCCGCCCGGCAUCGCCCACGCGCUCGCUCCCGUUCCCGUACCAGCCCCACACCACGCCCGAGCAGCCAUGGUUUGAUCCCUCAAAAAAAGAAAACAAACCCAGGCUCCGCAUCCACCACGCCCCUGUUUUCUUACUGCUUGUUUGGAUCAUGAUUUUUGACUUGGCGCUCGAUCCAAACCUGGUAUUUCAGGAGUAUACUGUGGUGUUCAUCGCUUAUUCAAUGCACUGGAUAAGAAGGCUUGCUAAAGGGGAACAGUUUUCAUACUUCAGUUUAUUUCAUUGGCCAUAA
Sorghum bicolor (sorghum) is the source of this 537-nucleotide messenger RNA. RefSeq lists its product as uncharacterized. The record is from RefSeq and is a predicted model, not a curated record. The transcript is spliced from 3 exons. The coding region runs from base 106 to 537 and encodes 143 amino acids. Lineage: Eukaryota; Viridiplantae; Streptophyta; Magnoliopsida; Poales; Poaceae.